This is a messenger RNA of Fonsecaea erecta, 1470 nucleotides long. RefSeq lists its product as hypothetical. The transcript has 6 exons. Bases 1 to 1470 code for a protein of 489 amino acids. The record is from RefSeq and is a predicted model, not a curated record. Lineage: Eukaryota; Fungi; Ascomycota; Eurotiomycetes; Chaetothyriales; Herpotrichiellaceae.
AUGUCGGACCAGCCUCCACCUUACGAGGAGAUUGCAGCUGGGAAUCCGGCACCACUAGGACCUUCCUCGGCGCUGGUCGUUCAUCUGCAAGUAUGGCACGACAGAAGCGAAGGGAGAAGCCCUGCGAACAACGACAGGCUCGCCGCCCUCUUCCGCAACCACAACCUCCAAAACUGGGAAGUGGUUCCGCUAGAGGUGCGAUUCCGUCACCGGAUUUGGGCGUAUGACGACCCAGGAGAACAUCCUAUGGCCGACGUUCGGGAGCUCUUCUUCAAGAUCGCACCACAGUUCAUCUACGAGUUCUUCAUCGGGAUCAGGAGCACCCCCCACAAUCUGAACAUCUUUCCGGUUGGUGUUCCGGAAGGGUUCCGUUCGCGAUAUUCGCAUGCAUAUAUCCUGAACAGACUUAGCAUCCGUGUCAACGCGUUUUUCGUUCCCGGCCCGGUGAUGACAAAUGAUGUGCAGUCCUGGUUGCGAGAGGCUGUCAACACUGUCGAUAAUGUCUUAGACAUCCUGGCUGAGAUCGUAUGCCUCUACCUCCGGUAUAGGCAGGCCCAAAGCCAGGGAAAUGGGAAUGGUCAGGCUGGCACUCAAUAUGGGACACAAGGCGCCUAUGGUGCGAACGUCAACUGGCCACCACAGCUUCAAGAGCUGCAAACGCUACUCCAACAGUUUAUGCAACCCAACGGGCAAGGCACUGCCCAGCCAGGAGCUCAAAUCGCAGAUGUGCAAGUAGCACUGAACGGCGCCGCCCGCCCUUUACAGCAAUACUUGCGUCUUGCCAAUCGCAUGGAGAGCAGAUUAACUAAGCUGGGAACUAAUCAGACUCUCUCUAACCAGGACCUCUACGAGCUCGUCCAAGAUAGCCAUAAUGCGGCACUCCAUUUCUCCACCCUGAAGCAAGCAGUACGGCCUCUAGUCAGACUGCUUGAAGAAAACUACAGCGACCUGAUAAAGAUUUACAGGACUAACAGGAGCAAGCGUGUCGCCACUGGGGCAGUCAUUGCAGCAGUGGCUAUCUUUUGCUUUUGGAACCCUGCCGGAUGGGCCGCAGCCGGUGCGUACGGGGCUGGGUUUGCAGUGGGGGGUGCUGCAGGCGCCGGAGUGCACAUGAGGGAGGAUGCUGAGCUCGGGAAAGCCUUCAAGAAGAAGGACACAGUCAGAGAGUUUGAUCUCGCCGUCAAGGAGAUAGACAGAUGCGCCAAUCAGGCCCGAAAAGCCAUUGCGACAGUGUACUACGCCCAGGUUAUGCAAAUGCCGCUGGACGACACCUUGCCUGAACACGCUAGGAGGAUCCUUCUCGCGUCACUCGGCGUUGAUGUGGAUGCCGUGUCUAGUGCUGUUUAUAACGAGGAGCUCAUCCGCGACCGACUAAGAAGGUUUUGUGAGAACAACAGCAAACUGCGCACCCGGAUGAAAAGUGUACUUGCUGACGCCAAUUUCGACUUGCAUACUACCGAAACUGCGUAG